Messenger RNA from Pocillopora verrucosa, 3382 nucleotides. RefSeq names its product transforming growth factor-beta receptor-associated protein 1-like. NCBI's taxonomy places the organism in Eukaryota, Metazoa, Cnidaria, Anthozoa, Scleractinia, Pocilloporidae. The record is from RefSeq and is a predicted model, not a curated record. Gene Ontology annotation, biological process: autophagy; endosomal vesicle fusion; intracellular protein transport. Gene Ontology annotation, cellular component: membrane; cytoplasm.
UAUGGCGGAGUUCUAUGGCAGUAGUGCCAACUAUGAAUCUCAGGCAAAAAUGAGUUUCAGAGCGUUUGAAAUAGCACCAGUGAUCGAGCGAAUAGUGACUACUUCUGCAGAUAGACCAAAAACGGUGGAGUGCCUUGAUUGUGCAGCCCAGAAUUUAUACAUUGGUACAUCAGAUUGUUUUGUCCUGAACUAUGUGAUUGAUGAAGGUGUUUCACCAUUGGGAAAGACAACAUUUCAGUCAAGACUUCAAGCUUGUAAACAUCUUGGAAUGAAAAAGCCAAUACAACAAGUUUUGACUGCUCCGGCAAUAAACAGACUUCUAGUUCUGUGUGAUGGUAGUAUUUUGAUGUUUACUAUGUUUGGCAUGGAGUUUCUGGCCACUGGAUUUAAGGACAGAUUUAAAGGGGUGACAGCUAUUUGUAGAAAUGAUAAUCCAAAUAUGUUUGACCCAUUUGCUGUUGAGGUGUGUAUGUCACUUUCCAAAAAGAAAGCCAUCCACAUUCUCUCUGUUACUGAAGACAGGAUAACUCUAUUGAAAGAAAUACCACUUCCAGAACCUCCACUGCACAUGGCAGUUGAUGGAGGAUCUGUUUGUGUGGCAUUGGCUAAUCAACACCGUUACUGCUUGGUUAAUAUCCUCUCUGGCAAGGUUCAAGAGUUAUUUCAUUACGAGGCUGAAGUUACUAAAGGACUUGUCAUGGGUGUUGGAAUGGAGGAGUUUUUACUUAAUGGGCCCACAGAUGUCAUGGGCAUGUUUGUUACUUCAGAAGGGACCUCUCAGAGAGCACCACUCAGCUGGUCAGAGAGAUUGCUGGCUCUGGGAUAUUCGUUUCCUUAUGCUGUAGCACUUGGAGCCAACUCCAUUUCUGUUCACAGCAUCAUAGGGCAAGACCAAAAAUCACAGAAGCAGUCACUUAUAUUCAAGGGUGGAAGACUCCUUCUGAAUUACGAUAAUCAAGUGUUUGUUUGUUCUUCAAGAGAAGUCUACUGCUUAGUGCAGCUUUCGUUCAGAAAACAGGUGCAGAUGUUGUUAAACGAGAAAAGAGUAAGUGAGGCUCUUCAGCUCGCUCAUGUCGCCAUGGAAACAGCAACAGGGCCGCAAAGAGAUGAAAAGAUCCUUCAAAGAACGCAACAGCAAGCUGGAUUUAUAUACAUGGCAGAAGGGUACUUUACAGAAGCAGGAAGCCUCAUGAAAGAAGGAGGACUGGAUCCGAGAGAGCUGAUAAUCUUAUUUCCAGACCUCCUCUCUUCUAACUGGAAAUAUCUACCAUCCAGAGAAAUAACAGAGCUGAGUGCUCUUGUGAAAGGUAGUAAGCAGUUUUUGGCGGAGGCCAAGCUAUUCUUGAUGCAGUUCCUUGAAGAAACCAGAGAAUCUGCUGAAGAUUCGGGCUACAAAGAGGAGGUCGACACGGCUCUGGUGAAGUUGUACACACAAAUAAAUUCUCCAGACUUACUAAGGUUGGUGUCUAAUAGAAACGCCUGCACUGUGGCAGAUACCAUCAGUUGCCUUCAAAAACACGAGAGGUACCACGCUUUGGCACUGUUCUAUGACUAUCACAAACAACCUGUGGAAGCGAUAGCUGUUUGGAAAAGACUUAUACAGGAGGAGAUUAGAGAUAGAAACUUCCCGGGGAUAGACUACGUCGCAAAGUAUCUUUCUAGGUUGCAGGAUUCUGAGCUUCUCUGGAACAACGUUCCUUGGCUGCUGGCGAAGAAUCAAGAAAUAGCCGUUAAGGUUUUCACAGACAGACCAACAGAUUAUCAACCCAACGACGAAAAAAUGAAACCAGACUUGAUUGUAGAAUACCUACAGAGAUUUCCUGUUGCUUUACAAUAUUAUCUUGAGUAUCUUGUGUACGACAGGAAAUUCGAGAAAGAGAAGUAUCACACUCAUCUAGCCCUUCUUUAUUUGGAGGAAGUGUUGAAAAUGAGAAGAGAUCCAUCUUGCUCUCUGGGCAAUCUUGAUAAACAAAGAGUGAAACUGCGGGCAAUGUUGGAGUGGUCUUCGCUGUAUCGAGUGGCUCUGUUGCUAUCCAAGAUCAACGAUGAUUCUGACUUAGAUGCUGAAGCCGCCAUUCUUUAUGGAAAGAUGGAGCAGUACAAUAAAGCGCUGAAGAUUUUAGUUUACAAACUUGAGGAUUUCUCUGAGGCUGAAAGGUUCUGUGAGCUACAUUCAAAGGGCAAAGACAGAAACUUUCGUAUGAAGCUUUUCCAAACUUUGUUAGAAGUCUACCUAUCUCCUGAUGAGGACCACGAACCGUUAAUAGCACCAGCGGUUGCACUUCUAAACUCACAUAUGUGUGACUUUGACACAGCUGAGGCAAUGAAGCUGAUUCCUGACGAAUGGUCGAUCGGUGUAAUUUCUCAGUUCCUGUGUGGUUCAGUUCGAUCAAGUCUCCAUAAAAGUCGCACCAGUAAGAUUCUUAGCAGCCUAGCUCGCGGAGAAAACCUCAAGAUGCGAAGUUCGCACAUGAUCUCCCAUAAAGCUAAAUUUUCAGUGACGGAGGAAAAACUAUGUCAAGCAUGUCGGCGGCCGUUUAAUGACCCAGCUGUAGCGCGUUACCCGAAUGGCGUGACGACGCAUAUACACUGCGCAAGAAAUAAGACUGUUUGCCCCGUGACGGGGCAUGUGUUCUCAUCCAAAGAACCGCAUCGGGACGAGGUCAAUAAAGACGACGGAGUAUGAGGGUGCUAGGAAUAAAACGAAAUAUCAGAAACUCAUCGCACUUGGGGUAUUAACAGCGUAAAAACUUGCUGGAGAAAUGAUGGAAAUUGUGCUGAAAUGUGCAGCGUAGCUAACAAAGGGGGAAGUAAUGGCCAUUUUGUCAGGCAUCGAGCAUUCCACUUUAGGAAGCUGACAUUUUUACCAUAGUCUGUUGCGUUUUGACUUUGUAUAUAUCUCCAGAAUAUUUUAAAGCUUUUGAAGAGAAGUGAAAACAUAUUUUUAUAUAAUUUCUGUACGUGAUAUAGAGGAAGCCUAGCUCUCGACAAUAGGUCGAGGUGUAAAUUGGUUGAGAAAAAGAAAGGAAGACAUAAGAAAAGAGAAAAAUUAUGAAGUGAUGAUGUUCGAAGCCAUAACAUGGAAAAAGAGACUGACGUUUCUGGAGCGACGAAGGCGAAGACGUAGAAAAAUUAAUAAUUAUGCGAGUUACGUGGAUGAAAGGGAAAUACGAUCUGGCUUUGAAAAAUCUAUGAUUUGAAACGACCUAUUUUGUGAAUAAGCGCUAAAUGUCUGUACAGGUAAACGAGAAAAUAGAAUUGUAUUAAACCAUACAAACAUGUAGAAAGAGAAAUGACACUUUUUUCAUGGAUUUACAUACAUUUUUGCACUAAAUGUGACUAUUACUGCCAAACCGCGUUCUAUGACCCCUACCCAUCAAAA